UCUCCUGUCAACAAACUGGUCCUUCGAUCUAGUUUAUUUACUUCAAAUUAGUUAUAUUGAUUCAUUCUUGAAAGAUAGUGUUAUUUCCCUGGUUAUAUCAUGGCAUGUGACUUGCCAUGUAUGUCAUACAUGGCUUUUUAUGUUAUCUCAAUGCAUAUUGUUAACAGCAAUAGCAGAUUCAGUUUUUUUCAUUAUUGGAAACUAAACAUUGCGGCAGGUUCGUUUUUUUUUUUUUUUUUUAUUGAUAAUUUAUACCUUUAUUUUUGUAAUUCAAAUUGAAUCAAUAGAGUUCUUAGAUUGAAAUUCACUCUUCACACUCACAGGGAUUUGGAAAUUUUGUUAUAUCGUCUCCCGGAAGAGUUUAGUUACUUUAUUUAAGCUAAAACGAUGGACUACGGCUAGGAGGGAGACUUAAAAAUAGAAAGUCUAAGAGAACGGUUUAAAAAAAUAUACAUAAACUUUUUAAAACCUUAUUUUUUUAUAAAAUAACUUAAGUAGAAUUAGAUCUGGAUGUCUAGAACUAGAGUUGGAUUUGUUGAGAUUGGAACAGAAAGGGAGAGUUUACUUACUUCAAACUUUUUUGGCCACACUCACACAUACAUACUUCACAUACCACGGACCACAGUACUCAGUACACAACCAAACUACACUUUCACUUAAAGAUCAAUGAAAAUAAUUUUAGGAAAUUGAUGAAAUUGCAAAUGGAAAAGCAUCUUUAUUUCUUAGUUAUUUUUAAAAAUAAAUCUUCAACUUAUGACUUAUGUCAUUAUUUAUUUAUUAGUCAUAAAUCAUCAUUUUGUCUCAGAAUAAAAACUAUCAACAAAGGGGCUGAAAAAGAGUGAGAGGCCAAAUUUUGGUAUCAAAUGAAAGAUAAUUGAAUGGACUAUAUGUUUGUAAACUUACUUCUUCAGUUUAAAAGUAUUUUAACUAAAAUAAACUACCACGAUAGACAUCCUAAUAGCUAUUUAGUCUAAAGGGACCCAGGUCCAUUUGAAUUUAUCUAUACAGCUGAGCCAAUACUAUGUAAGUUGAUCUAAACAUUUUAAAAAUGCAUGUGGCAUAUUGCAAACUAGAACUUACCAGUCUUGACAAAUAGAGUUUUAGCUUUAUAACGUUGACCACCAAGUUCUGGAUUACUGGAAAAUCCUGGUACGCAAGGCCAGUCUAGUUAUAUGGGUUAAUUUUUUUGUAACUUCCACAAAAAAUGCAGAGGAUAAGUCUGAGUUUAAAAAGUUCAAAUGUGGAUUAUCUUAAUCAACAUUUCCAAAGUAAAACUUUCAUCUGCACUAAAUAAAAAUAUUUAUGCUUUGUUUAUAAAAACCUUAAUGUUAAAAAUUGAUUUACUACUGUAAACCAUGCAAAUUGUAUCUGCAUUGUUUUGUUUUUUAAAUUCCAGGUAAAGUUGAGCCGGCAAAAGCCGAGCAGGAAACCAACAAUGGUUCGUCCUCAAACAAAACAAGCGGCAAAUAUCACAGUGCCAGCAGCUCAUCAGAUGAGAACAGCAAGGACAGUGAAAUGACUGUGGAAGAGAGAAUGAUGGAAAUACUGGCCAACAAGGCAGCGCCGGGCGGCGAAUGGAUUGUUUCGUCUCCAGACGAGGACAUCGCUGGCGUUUUAAAUGAUUGGGAGGGAGUCACUGGACAUGAUUGUAAAUCCUCACAGCAAAAUAAUAUAGGGAAUAUAAAAUCAAAUACACAACAUCCCAAGAGAUGUAAAGACCCAAAAGACAAAGUUUCUAAUAAGUAAGUGAAAUAGUUAUUUCACCAUCUUUGCUCAUAUGUAAGUAGUAUGUUCAUUAAUUUGAUGCCUCGUCUUUUAAGACCAUUUUUAUCUCAGGACAAAGUUAGGAGUGUGAAGAAGAAGACAGGUGUACAAUUUUGUUUGCUGCGCAGAAUAAUAAAAUAAUAGCAAAGGAAUUUGAACUGGAACGGGGGUCUGAAAUAUCAGAUAGGAAGAACUUUAAUUUAACUGAGCAGAACUUUAAAGUAAGUGGGGGUUGCUGUGGGGUGGGGGCACACAACAGUUACCUGAAAUUAGUGUGACAUAAUGUUGUUUGAAUUGCAGUUAUUUCUGUGCAAUUUUUUUUUUUCAAAAUGAAACUUGUUCAACAGAGAAUAUUAUGACUUGUUUAAAGUUUUUUUUUAAGGGAAGGUGUGAGCGAGAAAUGGGGAAGCUGUAAACUUUUUAAUUAAAAAUGUUACUGAUAAUUGUCCAUAAGUUCUGUUCGAGCAAACUUCCAUUUGAAACAACUUCAGGUCAACAAAAUUCCUCUGAACAAAUUGGUUUCACGCUAAUUUGUUUCAUACUAAUGUCUAGGUACGGGUGAGACAGACCAGGACAGAAACAAACUAAAGAAGUUGAUGGUGUUUCCUGCGCUGGUGGUUGCUGCCAGCUAAGCUGGAGAAUGAGAAAAAACUUGAGAACUAUAAAAAAAUAUCUAUGAAAACUGUUUCUGCGUCUGCCCGGGACACCUUAUACCUUAGCAUUGAUCUUACUGUUCACAAAAUAGUGUUGGACUGAUGCUGCAGUCUUCUAUACUCAAGAAUGUUAUUGUAAUGUUUAUGUUCUCCACGUUCUCCUCAUUCAUCGGCUUUAAUUUGAUUGACGGGCCAUCAGCAGCUUGUAUGGAUUAUAUAUUUUUCUGCACCAGUCCCUGUAAACAGCUGAUUGCAACAGCUGUUUAUUGUUGAUGCUCAACAGCUGUUGCAUUCUAUUUUUUAUACCUGACUCACAGCAGUACUCUCUAAUCAUUAGAACUGUUGCUCUAAUAAAAAUCACCUUUAAGUACUUUAAAAGAGUCUAGAGAUGCAUUGAGUUUCUCAUAGAAUCAUCAUGUCUAGCACACAAAAAAACUUCUCGUUGCGCUAGACCUGCCCACCAUUGGGUUAUCUGGAAAUUUGCGGCACGGUUGUUGUUAUUCCCAGUAGUGAGAACUAAAUACGGUGUGCAACCAAGACACAAAUGAAAGAUCUUCCCCAAACAAUGUUUUGCUGUUCCACCUUUGAAUUUUGUAAAUAGUGGAAGAGGGGGGGGUUGAAAGUCAACAGCCCUUUGAAUGCAAAAACAUGCUAACUAGAAGCUAGAAGUAAAUUUAGGUAGUUUUAAAUUUUAAUAAAUACUGUAUUCUUUAAAUAUGUUUUUUUUUUCAACAUCUAAUUGGGUUAACUGCUGUUUAUUUACCUUGUUAAAAUACUAGUAGUUUAUUGCUAACAUGUUGUUGCCCAAAUUAAUAGCUGUAUAUUAGUGUUUUUUUGUUUUGAAAUGCAUAAGGCAUAAUGAUGACCAUCAUCUGCCAAUCUAGUAAGACCAAACAUAAGUAAUUUGCUCUUCAGUGCAGCCAUAUGACAAAUGCAUGGUGUGACAUAACGUGACAGAUUAUUGAGGAUAAGUCUGAGAUUAAAAAGUUAACUGUCACUAGCAAGACAGUUUAUGUAUGAUGGGUCCUUCCUGGGAUGAAUACUGGUGUGCACCUAGGACCCUUAUCUCUGUGCAGCUAGGAUCCAAUCUAUGGGCACCUAGGUCUAAUCUCUGCACCCAGGACCCAAUCUCUGUGCACCUAGCCCCAAUCACUUUGCACCUAAGACCCAAUCUCUGUGCACUUGGACCCAAUCUCUUGGGGUGCUUGGGAUGGCUUUGUUGGGGAUUGAACUCCAGACAACAUGUCAUUUUUGUGAGAAUUUAUGACUACUGUUAAAGAGAAUAAGAUGUAGAAAUUUAACUAUAUUUACAUUAUGUCCAUAUCAGUUUUUCACAUUUCUCUAUAGCAAGACCUAAUUUAUUCAAGGAGACAAAUUAUCACCUUUCAUUCAAUGGCCACAAUGUUUCCACAUAACAAAAAAACAACUUUAAAGAACUGCCCAACCCAAAAAAAAAUUAUUCUCUUUGAUCGUUUCACACCAACCAUAAUAUGAAAUAUGACACGAUGAAUCAUUUAUGUACUUUAAUAUAACAUAUUAUGUGAGAAUGGCAAUUUUACUUACUCCUGGUGUCUCAACCACCAACUUGCUGUACCACAUAGGCACAUUAACUAUAAUGACAGUGUUUGUUACCAUCCAUCACUCUGUGCUGACGGUGCGGUAUCUGUUUUGUUGUGACAGGUGUUUAGUGUUCGGCAAAGAGAACAAAUACGUUGAGGAGAGUAUUGGAUAACAUUGGUAAUAGCAGAAGCAAGCCAGUCCCGCAUCAUUUCUAGGCUCGUUCGAACGUUUUUUUUCAUUGUUGUGAAAUAUUCUCUUCUUGUUUAUUGAACAUUUGAUUGCGUUUAUUCAAAUCUGUCAUUGGACAAUGAUAUCAAAAAGUUUGACUUGAUCAGUAUUUUGUUUUGUUGUGUUACAGCUAUAUUUAUCUUUUAACUUAGGAAAUUUUGUAGCUUUAAAAUAGAAUGUUUGAAAAUAUAAGACUUAAAAUAGAAUGUUUGAAAAUGUAAGAUUUAAAAUAGAAUGUUUGAAAAUGUAAGAUUUAAAAUAGAAUGUUUGAAAAUAUAAGAUUUAAAAUAGAAUGUUUGAAAAUGUAAGAUUUAAAAUAGAAUGUUUGAAAAUAGAAUGUUUGAAAAUAGAUUGUUUGAAAAUAUGAGAUUUAAAAUAGAAUGUUUGAAAAUAGAAUGUUUGAAAAUAUAAGAUUUAAAAUAGAAUGUUUGAAAAUAGAAUGUUUGAAAAUAUAAGAUUUGAAAUAGAAUGUUUGAAAAUAGAAUGUUUGAAAAUAUAAGAUUUGAAAUAGAAUUUUUGAAAAUAAAAUGUUUGAAAAUAUAAGAUUUGAAAUAGAAUGUUUGUAAAUAGAAUGUUUGAAAAUAUAAGAUUUGAAAUAGAAUUUUUGAAAAUAGAAUGUUUGAAAAUAUAAGAUUUGAAAUAGAAUGUUUGAAAAUAGAAUGUUUGAAAAUAUAAGAUUUGAAAUAGAAUUUUUGAAAAUAAAAUGUUUGAAAAUAUAAGAUUUGAAAUAGAAUGUUUGUAAAUAGAAUGUUUGAAAAUAUAAGAUUUGAAAUAGAAUUUUUGAAAAUAGAAUGUUUGAAAAUAUAAGAUUUGAAAUAGAAUGUUUGAAAAUAGAAUGUUUGAAAAUAUAAGAUUUGAAAUAGAAUGUUUGAAAAUAUAAGAUUUAAAAUAGAAUGUUUGAAAAUAGAAUGUUUGAAAAUAUAAGAUUUGAAAUAGAAUGUUUGAAAAUAGAAUGUUUGAAAAUAUAAGAUUUAAAAUAGAAUGUUUGUAAAUAGAAUGUUUGAAAAUAUAAGAUUUAAAAUAGAAUGUUUGAAAAUAUAAGAUUUAAAAUAGAACGUUUGAAAAUAUAAGAUUUAAAAUAGAAUGUUUGAAAAUAGAAUGUUUGAAAAUAUAAGAUCGAAAAUAGAAUGUUUGAAAAUAUAACAUUUGAAAUAGAAUGUUUGAAAAUAGAAUGUUUGAAAAUAUAAGAUUUGAAAUAGAAUGUUUGAAAAUAGAUUGUUUGAAAAUAUGAGAUUUAAAAUAGAACGUUUGAAAAUAGAAUGUUUGAAAAUAUAAGAUUUAAAAUAGAAUGUUUGAAAAUAGAAUGUUUGAAAAUAUAAGAUUUGAAAUAGAAUGUUUGAAAAUAGAAUGUUUGAAAAUAUAAGAUUUGAAAUAGAAUUUUUGAAAAUAGAAUGUUUGAAAAUAUAAGAUUUGAAAUAGAAUUUUUGAAAAUAGAAUGUUUGAAAAUAUAAGAUUUGAAAUAGAAUGUUUGUAAAUAGAAUGUUUGAAAAUAUAAGAUUUGAAAUAGAAUUUUUGAAAAUAGAAUGUUUGAAAAUAUAAGAUCGAAAAUAGAAUGUUUGAAAAUAUAACAUUUGAAAUAGAAUGUUUGAAAAUAGAAUGUUUGAAAAUAUAAGAUUUGAAAUAGAAUGUUUGAAAAUAGAUUGUUUGAAAAUAUGAGAUUUAAAAUAGAACGUUUGAAAAUAGAAUGUUUGAAAAUAUAAGAUUUAAAAUAGAAUGUUUGAAAAUAGAAUGUUUGAAAAUAUAAGAUUUGAAAUAGAAUUUUUGAAAAUAAAAUGUUUGAAAAUAUAAGAUUUGAAAUAGAAUGUUUGUAAAUAGAAUGUUUGAAAAUAUAAGAUAUAAGAUUUAAAAUAGAAUGUUUGUAAAUAGAAUGUUUGAAAAUAUAAGAUUUAAAAUAGAAUGUUUGAAAAUAUAAGAUUUAAAAUAGAACGUUUGAAAAUAUAAGAUUUAAAAUAGAAUGUUUGUAAAUAGAAUGUUUGAAAAUAUAAGAUUUGAAAUAGAAUGUUUGAAAAUAGAAUGUUUGAAAAUAUAAGAUCGAAAAUAGAAUGUUUGAAAAUAUAACAUUUGAAAUAGAAUGUUUGAAAAUAGAAUGUUUGAAAAUAUAAGAUUUAAAAUAGAAUGUUUGAAAAUAGAUUGUUUGAAAAUAUGAGAUUUAAAAUAGAACGUUUGAAAAUAGAAUGUUUGAAAAUAUAAGAUUUAAAAUAGAAUGUUUGAAAAUAGAAUGUUUGAAAAUAUAAGAUUUGAAAUAGAAUGUUUGAAAAUAGAAUGUUUGAAAAUAUAAGAUUUGAAAUAGAAUGUUUGAAAAUAGAAUGUUUGAAAAUAUAAGAUUUGAAAUAGAAUUUUUGAAAAUAGAAUGUUUGAAAAUAUAAGAUUUGAAAUAGAAUUUUUGAAAAUAGAAUGUUUGAAAAUAUAAGAUUUGAAAUAGAAUGUUUGUAAAUAGAAUGUUUGAAAAUAUAAGAUUUGAAAUAGAAUUUUUGAAAAUAUAACAUUUGAAAUAGAAUGUUUGAAAAUAGAAUGUUUGAAAAUAUAAGAUUUGAAAUAGAAUGUUUGAAAAUAGAUUGUUUGAAAAUAUGAGAUUUAAAAUAGAACGUUUGAAAAUAGAAUGUUUGAAAAUAUAAGAUUUAAAAUAGAAUGUUUGAAAAUAGAUUGUUUGAAAAUAUGAGAUUUAAAAUAGAACGUUUGAAAAUAGAAUGUUUGAAAAUAUAAGAUUUAAAAUAGAAUGUUUGAAAAUAGAAUGUUUGAAAAUAUAAGAUUUGAAAUAGAAUGUUUGAAAAUAGAAUGUUUGAAAAUAUAAGAUUUGAAAUAGAAUUUUUGAAAAUAGAAUGUUUGAAAAUAUAAGAUUUGAAAUAGAAUUUUUGAAAAUAGAAUGUUUGAAAAUAUAAGAUUUGAAAUAGAAUGUUUGAAAAUAUAAGAUUUAAAAUAGAACAUUUGAAAAUAUAAGAUUUAAAAUGGAAAGUUUGUAAAUAGAAUGUUUGAAAAUAUAAGAUUUAAAAUAGAACAAUGUUAAUUGAACAUGGGGGUGGGGAUGUUUGUUUAAGAUUUUUUUUUUUGUUCAUAGAAAAUCAGUUUAGAUGGUGAAAAAUAAAAAUACCUGUCAGAGGCACAUUCAUUGUCUUUUUUUUUAAAUUCAGGGAAUAAAUAGUGGAACAAGUCAUGCUUAGGCUUGCAAAUAUAAGCCAAGACAUUUAAGCAGAAGUUUCUGCUAGGCGUCUUCUUCAGCAGACAAUACUAUACAAUAAACAACAGAUUCAAUUUCAAUUAAAAGAUAAAACUAACGUUAUAAUAGAUCUAAAACAUUAUCUGAACAUUGAGCUAAAUUGACUUUAUUUAACCGUAGGCAUCUAGCCGAAACAUCCGAUUAAUUGUCUUGUCUUUUAUUUUCAAGCCUUAAUAUAUAUCUUGUUCCACUAUUUAUUGACCUUGACCUCAAUGCCUAAAUCCCUAAAUUCAGGGAAGCAAUUUUUAAAAAUCAAAUUUUUUUUUUUUCUAGUUUCAUCCUCAUUUGCGUUUUUAUUUUUACUAUGCAUUUCUUUAGUAGAUCAAUUAAAGGUAUGAUAUAAAUUUCUUGUAUGAAAAUGUUCUGCUGUUUGAAACAGCAAAAUAGAUUUGAAUUUUUUUCCCAGAUUUCUCCUAUUCAGUUGUAUAAAAGCUUGAAGAGUUCCUUUAUUAUACUACAAUAGGCAUAUUUAUCUUAUGGUGUGAUAUAUAUUCUUAAAUUGUUUUUUUGUUUUUGUUUUUUUUUAGAUUUCUAGCUUGUGAUUUUAAAAAAAAAAUCCUUCCGCUUAAACUCUAUUGUAAUAUGAAAUAAUGAGUUUUGAUUAAUAUAAUAAUUUAUUUUUAGAGACUUCAUUGUGAAAUGCUUUCAUUGUUCUUUUGUUUUUUCUUCUCUAAGAUCAUCAAAAAAUACUCAAAAUUUAGAACAAAAUGAUUUGAAAAAAUCAACCAACAAACCGAGGCCGUUGACAUGUGGAAAGAGGGUAAAUUCAACACAGUACGAUCAUUUACGAGGUGAGUUGGAUUCAAAUGGUCAAGCUUAGUAAACGUCAGGUCCGCUGGGGUACUGCGGUACUGACACUACAAGAUUUGUUUUUCUAAAUUAUUCAAUGAUCACGGGCAUUACGUUUUUAAAGUGAAAUUACUUACCUGGCCAUAUUAGUAAUCACAUGUUUAAAUACUUAGCUGUGUAUCUUAACCGUACAUUGGGGGCACAUUGGAUGACUGAAUAAGGCACAAUCUUUGAUCAGAGAAACACUUUGCUGAAUAAGAAACAAAAAUUACAAAAGGGGACAACACUGACUGGCUGAUUAAGAUACAUGCCCGACAAGUUGACGGAGACAUCUUAUUCCAUUCGUUGUCAUAAAACUAACCGCUUUAAUUUUUUUUUAUUUGUAAAAUUAAUUUAUAAAGUAGUCUAUUUUUGCACCUGUGGCAAUUAUGCAACUUAUGAUUGUGCCUAAUUUUAACAAGUGUAUUGAUUUAGUACUGGAAUUUGUUGCUAUCUCUGAGUGGAUGCAACCGACAUACGUAACCACCCUUGACCAGCUGGUUGCUGGAGCCGGUUUGGGUGAACCGGUUAAGUAACCUGACUCUAUUCUAAUGGUUGUUUUUUGUUGUUUUUUUAUGUCAAAAUACUAUAAACAAUAUAAAAAUUCCAAAAUCUCCCCAAAAUCUGACCAGUACUGAACCAGAUGUUGCCUGAUUGGCAGCACACUGCUGGCCCUGACCCUUUAUGGCCAUGAAUAAAUACAAAUCUUUAAAGGAGAUGAAUUUAAGCCUACAGUCCUGUUCUCUCCAACCGCUGCUAUUUGUCUCUCUUGAACUGUUUUCUGUGGACUUUCAGGCAUAUCUGAGCGCCAUCAACACUCUCACAUACCGGAGCCUGACGUUGCGAUGGUCUUUCAGAACAACGGGAAAUCUUCAGAGGUUGACCUGAAUGACCUUGAAAAUAAAUUAAGGAAAGCCAAAAGAGAUAUAGAGAAAGAUAUAUCCAAUCAAGUAAGCCGUAUAGUUUUAUUUUUUGUUGAAACAUGCUGUAUAUUUACAUUUUAUUUCUGAAUCAUCAUGAGCCCAAAAUUAGAAUUUAUAAUGAAUAGUCAAAAGUAUUGAUGAGAUUUAUUAAUGAGAUUUAUUUAUGAGAUUUACAUAGCUUUAACAUUGAUUUUGGAAUAUGUUAUUUUUAAUGGGUGAUAGAUUUUAGGGUAUUUAUGUGUGUGUGUGUUUUUCAGGGCAUAACAAAGCUUAGUCUUAAUACUCUAAACAUUUAAACAACAAAAAAAAAGGAUUUGCUGCUUAUAAUCCUGGAUUGUGUCGUUCAGGGUGUGUAAGUCAGUGGUCAACGAAAAUUUCAUAUUUCUUGGCUCAGAGUUAUUUAAUUCGAUUAAGUUCAUUUUUAAUAAAAGAUAAACAGAAAUCUUCUUUUCAUCACGCUGCGUGUUGGUGGUGCAUCAUGAGGGAUAUUUAAAUGUUAUUCUGUUCAUCAAAUCUGGUGGCGUAACAAUUUUCAUUUCAACUUUUAUUGUUUGCGAAAGUAAUUUCCGAAAUUUUUUUAAAAAAUGAUGAUUCUGAAAUGUUAAGCUUACAUGUCAUAAAUGUUCACUGAGUUGUUAAUAGUCUCUUGUUUAAUUAGUUAUUCCCCUUUAACUAUGGUCUCGUUAAGUUAAAGCAUGUGAACAUUUAUACUUAAAACAUUAUGUAUACCUCACACUGCUCUCUCUCCCAUACUCUAACUGCCUCACACUGCUUUCUCUCUCUCUCUCCCUUACCCCAACUACCUCACUCUCUCCCUUACUCCAACUACCUCACACUUUUCUCUCGCUCUCCGUUACUCCCUUCUCCCAUAAUUCCCUCGCCCUAGUCCAGUGGUUGAGCCUAAAUAUUUAAUAUUUUAUCUAUUUUUAAAAAAUUAAUGAGCAAGAUGGAAAAAAAAACAAGUUUGUUAGAGUUAUGCCCCUUGUAAAAGAAACAACACAUACAAUUUCUGAUUGGCACUUAAAAUAUUAAUUUUAGUAGAGGCCCAUUAUGUUGGAUGUAAAACCACAGAAGCCGCCAUAAUGGCUUACUAAAUUUAAAUUUAAUUUACACUUUUUAAAAUAAAAAACAUUUAAUAACUCUUUUAUAAUUGCCAUUAAACUGUUGAAGAAAAUUCCCAUCAGCACAUUUUUCAUUUUAAACAUACCAUCAUUUAGUUAAGACGCUAUCCUAUGAGUUUGUAAUUCCCUGUUGAAGCCAGUAGUUACUAUGCAAACAUCAGUAAAUUGCUUGAAUCUAUCUCUCCACAGAGGCAACAGUCUGCACAGGUUUAUAAUCUUAUUGGCAAUUUCUGGCGAAUCAAAGGCAACACACAGACAUCCAUUGAAUGUUUUCGCAAAGCUCUCAGCAUAUCACCAGACGACCCAGAUAUACUUUUGAACUUGGCUCGGGUUUUGUUUAAUUUACAGGUCAGUUAAUGAAGCAUGUGUUUCUAUUUUUUUAUUCAUGUGCUAAGAAAUGUUUUAUUUUUUUAAUCAUUUCAACAACAAAAUUAUUUCCAUUUCACAUUUGGCUUUAUUUUUAUUUUCAGUAUCUUGAUGACGCCAUUUUUCUGGCACGGAGAUCCCUUCACCUCCAGCCGUCGGGACAGAAUGCUUGGCUACAACACUACACACUUGGGGAAAUACUCAAGUCUUACGGCCACCCACAGGAAGCAGCAAUGCAUUUUAACCAGGCUCUUAUGCUAAACCCUGGCUUCCAGCCCGCAAAGUCACACCUUCGUGACUUGGACUCUGAGCCCUGUCCAUCUGUCACACACCUGACUCUGUUUAUUAUCCUAUUCCUGGUGGUGGGCGUCCUUUUCGGAGUCGUCACAUCCAUUGAAACCAAUUUUCAAGACUCUAGUGUUGGAGAUGGGUCCAAAACUCAACAGAGGCAUUUCAACCGAGCCAUGGCGAUGAGAUCAAUAAAGCUAGGGAUCAACCCCCGCAUGUGCCGACUUAGGAAGGCUAACUCCUAAUUUUCAUAUAGAAUUAAAUCUAUAACAAAGGUCGUGUAAAGUAAGAUCUUCGAUCAUGUGGUCAAUAAUUCAUUGUUUGGUUUAAGCAGUUCACUUUGUAAUUUUUUUGGUGUUGUGUAGUUCAUUAGUGAUUAGAUCUAUAUAUCAGGAGUCAUCAGAACCUUAUUCAUAAUUAAUCGUAUUGCUAUCACUCUAAACUGAGUGGGGCAUAAAUUCUGCUUAUAGUAACCUUUUCAUCAUUAAAUAAGGCACUGAUUAAGGGGUAGUGACAUUGUCAAGACACGAGUUGUCUGAGUAUUGGAUCCUAAGUAACUUGUAUUCAAGUAGAACUAGAGACAUCUUCAAGGCAGCGAAAGGAAAUCAAAUUUCAUAAACUAGAUGAAACCAAAAGAUCAUAAAUUGAUACUGUGCAGUUGGAGGAAAAAUGUAUUUUCUUAAGUAAAACAUGUAAAUCUUCUGUCCAUCAUUUAUUGAUGGGAUGAAUUUAAUAAACCAAAGAAAUUUUCCUCAUCAAAAAAUAUGGUAAAUGAAUGUAAGAAUUCUGUAACAUUGACCCAGGAUGUUAUUUAUGAAACAAAAUUUCCCCUCUAGUAUUUACAUCGUAGGUCACCAAUUUUUUCUAUUAUUUCAAUCACCCAAAGAAAAACCAGGUUUACAGUAAGUUUUAAGAUAAAAGCUCAUGUUUUUCAUCAAAGAUCUUUUCUUAAAUAGAAAAUUGGUGGGCACACGCCAAAGAAAGGUUGGUGGAGCGCACGCCUAAGAAAGGUUGGCCACAUCAAUUCGGUUGUUUUGUAAAUUUCAUAAUUACUUUUAAAUAAAUUAUAUCAUUCAUUAAAAAUUGGGAUAAUAUCUCAGACAAAAAUUGGCGAUCUUGUCAUGUGGUCAUUAGGCAAUUGUUAGUGAAUGAUCAGUUCUAUCGAUAGUCCUUUAGUUUAUAUGCAAGCCUUUUGGGUUUUUUUAUUGAUUGUUAAAAACCAAAAUUCUAAAAAUUUUAACCGUGUUGGGAUGCAAAGGUUAUGUAUUUUAUCCUUGUCACACCAAGUCAACAAUGGCCUAUUUUGAGGACCCUCCUUACACAUCAAACCUAUAAAUGUAUCUGGGCGAAAUCUUUAAGGACUCAAGAAUGAGACCAUGAAUUUAUUGACGACAUAUUUCAAGCCUAUAAUUAUUAGAACAAAUCAGCCCUACUUUAGCCAGAGUGACGUGAUUAAAAAAAACAGUUUAAUGGCUUUUCCUCCAACUAGUCACCUAUUGUGGUAUUCACAAAUAAGAAAGCAACAUGCUGGAUAUUUUUUUUUAUUUCCUGCAGUGUACAUAAUAUUUUUCUUUACAAGUUUUUUUGUAAAUUCAAAGAACGAAACUUUGUACAUUUAUUUUUUGUUCAUUCCUGGUGACUUUUUUUUUGCAACAGAUUUGAUCUUUAACUAAAACUUACAUUUUGACGGAGAAUGUCAUUUUGACGGUGAAUGUCAUUUUGAAUUAUUGUUUGAAUAAUAAAAGAUAACUUUUUACACAUAAAAGAAAAUAAUAUUAAAAAAUUUAUUGAGUUAAUUUUUUUUUAAAUUUCUAUUGAAAGCAUGAAGAAAAAAAAUGUUACUUGAACUUGAAUGUGAAGAGGUCCAAUGCCAGAUGCUUUAACUUUAUUAAUUAGAUUUUUUUUUUUUAGUUUAUUGGUUUAAUUUAAUCCAUCAGUGGAAAAAUUUCUUCUGUGCCUCAUAGUUAAUUUAAUCUCCCAACAUGCUUAUUGUUACAAAUAAUUUCCAUUUAUAAUUGAUUUUUGGGGGUUUAAUUUGAUGAAGUUAACUAACAAAAUAAUCAAGAUCUUUAUAAAUUUGUUAUUAAAGUUGAUACAAAUUUUAUUUCUGGCCAUAAAUAGAUAUGGUGGUAUGUUAUUAUUUAUCAUAAUUACAUAAAGACGCAAGCUUAUAAAAAAAAAAGCUAUCCUUCUUGGAUCACAAAAAUAAAACAUUUCAGACACAUUUUAGUUCAUAAUUCCUUUACAUUUUGAAUUAAUAAUAAUUGAAUACGAAAUUCUGUACGUACUUAAUUAAUCAUAAUCAUUCUUCUAUUAGUGGAAUGUGUUGGGUCAAGGCCAUUGAGCUCGUUUUACAUGCUUAGUUAAAUAUAUAUACGAGAUUAUCUUCUAUAUUUGGCUUAUGUUAACUUUUCCUAGUAAGUUUUACAGCCACAUUAAAGUUUUGCUAUAGAUUGUACACUAUUCCAGAAAGGUGUUCCCUUGAGUUCUUAUAAUUUUUAAAAUUCCAACGCUUUAUUAAAGAAUGUGAAUAAGAAAAUAGUUUUAGGACCAUCUUUUCAAAGUAUACACAGCAAGUACAACGAUUAGUUUGACGUUCAUAAACUGUGAACAGAAAGUAAUUGUUGAGUCAUUAAUAAAUCAAAUGUAAUUAUUUACA
Messenger RNA from Lymnaea stagnalis (great pond snail), 13604 nucleotides. Lineage: Eukaryota; Metazoa; Mollusca; Gastropoda; Lymnaeidae. The record is from the annotation of a GenBank genome assembly.